CUCAAAAGCAAACCGUUUCGUCUUUUUUUUUUUUCUUCCUUCUCUCUUUGCGGCAAACCUUCGGCAACCUCGGUUCAUACGACCAAGCAGCACACAACACAGCCACAGCUUUUUUUUAACGUGUCAUCUCUCAACCAACCCGCUCCACCAACACCAUGUCGACAUUGCUUGUGAACGCGGCCUCUCCGACGCCGUUGAUCAAACCAAAGACUGCUUCGCCAGCCAAGCCCGCUGCCGCCGCUGCCUCCACUUCCACGACCAUCAUCGCAGAGCUCUCGCUCAUCCGCCCUGACGGCACCACUGGCACCAAGUUCCCCUUUGCCCAGGACGACUAUGUCUUUGGCCGCGACUUUGAGUGCACGGUUCGCGUUCAGACCAGCGGUGUGCAAGAGCGCCAUGCCUUCCUUCGCAACCUGAACAACUCCAAGAUUGUCCUCGGCCCGAUGAACGAGAACUGCCUCGUCAAGUUGAACCAAGCGCCCAUCACCGAGGCGACUGAGCUCAAGCACAACGACGUGUUCCAGAUUGGCGGCCGCUCGUUCCGCUUUGAGUUCCUGGCUGGUCAUGCCCCUGGUUCGGCCAAGAAGGCUCCUCUGGCUGAGAAGCAGGCUGCUGCUGCCGAGCCCAACUUGCUCUUGUCCUACACACCCAUCAAGUCGGCGUCCUCGAGCAAGGCUGCCUCGCCAGUCAAGACUGCCUCGCCAGUCAAGACUGCUUCGCCCAAGACUGCUUCGCCCAAGACUGCCUCACCCAAAGCUGCGUCCCCUGCCAAAGCCGCGUCCCCUGCCAAAGCCGCCUCGCCUGCAAAGGUCGCCUCGCCCAAGCUCAAGACACCCGUGCGCGCUGUCGCCAACAUUGAGAACAUGGUCCCGGCAUCCAGCACUCGCAAGCUGACCUUUGGUCCUCGCACACCACAGGCAGCUGUUGCACCUACGCCCAUGCGUCAGAUGCCUGCUGGCGAUCUCGAUUUCGGCACACCCAAGUCGCGCUUGCUCGAACGCCAGUCGGCCGCGCUCGCUGCAUUCAUGGCCAACCCGAUGCCCAAGCCAGUUCUGUUCGCCGAGCCGGUCGUCGCCGUUGCAGCCUCGCCGGUCAAGACGGUCACGCCCGUGACUGCCGUGCAAGCCUCGGCCGAGCCGGAAGUUGCCGCUGAGAUCAAGCCGUCCCUCGCGACUCCGCUUCGUGCCGCGAUUGUCAAGGGCGCGCCGUUGCGCAAGCGCGAGGAGAAGAAGCUUCGCACACCCAUCCGCGCUGCCAUCCAACAGGGAGCCACUCUCAAGACUCGCAAGGUCGCCAAGCUCGACGAGCCGCUGCAGGCGUCCAUUCAAGCGGGCGUCACGCUCAAGCAGAAGAGCAUUGGCGCACAGUCCAAGCUUGCCACUCCCAUCAAGAAGGACUUGCUGUCUGGCGCUACAAAGUUGCGCGCCGCUCCCCACAAGACCAACAAGCUCGCCACGCCUGUGCGCGCAGAAAUCCAGUCUGGCGGCGCGGCUGCCAAGCUGAAGAAGCAGGUCAAGUCGAAGGCGCUUGACACGCCGACCCGCAACGCCAUCGUCGGCGGUGUCUCGCUCCGCGCCAAGAAGAUUGCCGACAAGACCAUGUCGUUCGAGGUCUCUGACGCAAUUGCUACCGCUGCUGCCGAGCGCGCCCAGCGUGUGCAACCGCUCUCUACUCUGCCCACUAUGGCCGCAGCGCUGCAAAGCGCAAUCGGAACCCCGAGCGCCAAGAACAAGCUGCAGCCUGCCGUGGAGCUCCACCCCAUGCCGACCCCGGUUCGCAAGGACAUUGAGACCAAGACCGCCAAGCUCAAGUCUCGCCCGGCUCCGCUUGCCAUCCCCGCUGAUCUCAAGGCAGAGAUCUCCAGCAACAAUGUCAAGCUCAACCCGCUUGUCAAGAAGGGCAAUUCUGCUCUUCUUGGCGACAUUCGCACUGCGGAAGUCAGCAAGCUCAACAAGGUCACCAAAAAGUCGGCCGUCGGCACCCCCGUCCGCCAGGCUAUUGUUGCCGGCACGACCCUCAAGCCACUCAUCAAGCAAGUCAACCCUGAGCUGCUGCAGGACAUCCGCACCGAUGCUGUUCAGCUGAACAAGCUCACCAAGAAGUCUGCUCUCGGAACGCCCGUCCGCAACGAAAUUGUUGCCGGCAAGUCGCUCAAGGCCAAGGACAUUGGCGCUGUUGCCUCGCUCGCAACCCCCGUCAAGCAGGCUAUUGCUGCCUCCAACCCUGGCCAGCUUCGUGCCAAGCAAAUUGUCCCCGCCGACCGCAAGAUCCCCGUUGAGCUUCUUGCUGGCGUUGCCUCGCAGCCCACCCUCAAGUCUGUCGACCUGCGCCACACUUCGAUUGCUUCUGGCUCGGCCCUGUUGGUCACCCCACCUGCCUCCGACGAUGAUGAGCUGGUGCCAACUCUCCCAGUGGAGGAGUCUGUCGUCGAAGCCGAUAUUGUCGUCGAGGCAAAGGCUGCCCCCGCUCGCAAGGGUCGCGGAAAGAAGGCCGUCGUUGAGCCUGUGGUCGUGUCGGCUCCCGUUGUCGCGGUUGAAGAGGCUGCACCUACUCCUGCAGCAGCAACACGCAAGACGUCAGCUGCUCGCGGCAAGAAGUCGGUUGCUGCUGUAGAGGAAACUGCCCCUGCUGCCCUUAUCGAGCCGGUCGUUGCUGAGCCCGAGAAGGUUGAGGCUGCGCCAGCCAAGAAGCCCGCCGCUGCAGGCCGCAAGUCUGUCAAGCGCGCUGCCGAGCCUGCCGAUCCUGUUCAGGCUGUCGAAGCUGCUCCUGUCGUCGUCGCCGAAGUGGAGGUCGCGCCUGUCGUGAAGCGCGGUCGCAAGGUUGCCGUUGUCGAAACUCCCGUCGUUGCCGAGGUCGAGCCUGUGGUUGUGUCGCGUCGUGGCGGCAGGGCUGCGAAGACCGCCCCCGUUGUGCCAGUCGAACCCGAAGUGCCCGUCAUUGAGGUGGCUGCUCGCUCGCGUCGCGCUGCGGUCGUCGCCGAGCCCGUUGUGGCACCCGUUGCCGCCACCUCGCGCGCAAAGCGCUCUGCUGCCGUUGCGGCUGCCGAGCCCGUGGAGGAAGUCGUUGUCAAGUCCUCCAAGGGCAAGGGCAAGAGCAAGGUCCAGGAGCCCGAACCAGCUGUCGAUGGCUGCAGCGUUUGCCACUCGAACGAGCAGGAGGAGAAGCUCCUCAUUUGCGACGGCUGCGAGGCAAUGAUGCACAUGUUCUGCCUCAAGCCCGCUCUCAAGCGCGUUCCUGCUGGUGACUGGUUCUGCGACGACUGCAAGACGGCCAAGGCUGCCGCUGAGGAGCCCAAGCCUGCCACCAAGAAGGCCCGCGUUGAGGUUGCUGAAGUCGUCGAGGUUGUUGCACCCGUCAAGGCGACCAAGGCAACCAAGGCAGCCAAGGCAACCAAGGACGUUGUUGUCGUCGUCGCCGCCGCCGCCGCCGCCAAGCCUGCAUCUCGAGCCGCCAAGGCCGCCGCUGUGCCCGAGCCUGUCGUCGUGGCCGCCCCCAAGCGAUCAAGCCGGGCUGCCGCCGCUGCAGCUGCACCAGAGCCCAUGGUCACUGAGCCCGCCAAGCGUUCGACUCGUGCGACGCGCAAGUAACUCUGCAUCGAGCCGAGUUUACGAUUGUUAAGGGUUGACGAAAAGCAAAGAAAAAAAAAAAGUCAAGUACAGAACUUGACGAGUCGAUUUUGUUGUUUGUUGCGAUUGUGUUUGAAUUCUGGGGGCGGGGCGAGGGCUACCGUUGCUCUCUGUCUCUGUCUCUUUUGGCCAUUUGUGUCUUUGCUGGCGACCAACGUUGUGGGG
This is a messenger RNA of Capsaspora owczarzaki ATCC 30864, 3791 nucleotides long. RefSeq lists its product as hypothetical. Bases 156 to 3587 code for a protein of 1143 amino acids. NCBI's taxonomy places the organism in Eukaryota, Filasterea, Ministeriida, Capsasporidae. Gene Ontology annotation, molecular function: protein binding. The record is from RefSeq and is a predicted model, not a curated record. The transcript is spliced from 2 exons.